This is a messenger RNA of Anopheles nili, 438 nucleotides long. RefSeq lists its product as uncharacterized. Lineage: Eukaryota; Metazoa; Arthropoda; Insecta; Diptera; Culicidae. The transcript has 3 exons. The record is from RefSeq and is a predicted model, not a curated record. Bases 1 to 423 code for a protein of 140 amino acids.
AUGUUCGAUAAGUUGUUGUUCGUGGUUGGUGCGUGUUGUGCCCUUGCUUAUCUCCAGGUGGCUCGAACGGAGCAGAGUGAUUAUGAAAUCGAUCACGACGAAGAAGGCUUUUGGAUAGGCCACGGGCUCGGAAGUCGUAAAGAAGGUGACGAAGUCCUGACGGUGCUCCUCAAAUCCGUAGGCCCGUUCGUGGAACCGCAAAAUGUUACCGUUGUAGAGAAGUUCACCGCAGCUGAUGGUGAAAGUAUUACGUUUACACAAUUCAACUCAUCUAAGGUAUUGACAUACUUUCACGAAGUGGUACUUGAUUUCAACCCAAAAAACUUUUACAUCCGACUGAAGCUGUUCAACAUUACGAGUUUGCGCCUUCAACGAAUGGUUUACGGGUUUCGAUCGAAUGCGAUCAAACAGGACGCCAGCUAGAAAUGUUUUCCGCAA